UUCAGUAGUGUUCCAUUUCACAUAUUUAAAUUUAAAAUUUCGUUACACCCUGCUUUCGUGCACCCUGUGUUCGUUGCCAAUGCAUUUGGCUGUACAAAAGAAUCGUCAACUAUUUAAUUAUUGCUAUUACAGGAGUUGUGAACGAAAAGUGUGAAAGCAAUAAAUUUCAGAGUUAUUUUUACAACUUCUCAACAAAAUUUAUCAAUCGAAAUAAAUUAUUUAGUGAGUACGUGUAAGUGUUGUAGUGAAGAUGGAAGCAGCGCCAACCGCUGAACUAGUUUAUCAGGGUAUUUGUACCCUUUUUCACAAUAGUAAUCCCAAAGAAAAGGAAAAGGCCAACAAAUGGCUGGAGGAUUUUCAGAAGUCGAUCUAUUCAUGGACAAUUGCGGACGAACUGUUGCAGCAAAAACGCGAUUUGCAUUCGUGUUAUUUUGCAGCACAGACGAUGCGUAACAAAAUUCAAAAUUCGUUCAAUGAACUCCCACCAUCAUCACAUGAAUCUUUACGCGAUUCAUUAAUAGCACACAUCGGACAGAUCACAAAUGAUACCGAUACUGUAAUUAUAACACAACUUAGUCUGGCUGUUGCUGACCUGGCAUUGCUAAUGGCCGCCUGGAAACAGCCUAUAAUCGAUUUACUAGAAUUGCUAUCAUCACAAGCACAAUCUGUGUGGCCACUGCUGGAGAUACUCACGUUAAUACCAGAAGAGAUAGAUUCGCGUUAUUUGCGUUUGGGUUCCAAUCGACGCGAGGAGAUACACAAGCAAUUAGAUGCUGCUGCGCCCAAAGUACUAGAAUUUCUAUGUAUUUGUUUACAACGUAGUGACGUGCAACAGGAACGUCUUUUAAACAGUACCAUACGCUGUUUCAGCGCAUGGGUGGCAAUACAAGCAAUACCGAUACAUCACUUCACAGAGAAUCCAGUGGGACAAAAAGUUUUCCAACUGUUAAGUAGUGGAGAAACAUCUAGAAAAUUACACGAUACAUGCACCGAGUGUUUGUGCGCGCUGCUGAGCUGUCUUGAAGCUAGCACCAAUCGUUAUAAACUGGAACCGACGGUUGAAGCGCAAAUUUUCAAUGCAGUUUGUUCACUAGAGACGGCUUAUCACAUUAGUGUGGCACAUGAAGAUAUCGAUAAGACGAUGAACUAUUGUCGCAUAUUUACCGUUUUAUGUGAAGCUUUCUUCUACGAAAUGCUCUCCAACGAACAAGUGCCACAUUAUUCAAUUAAGGGACUUGAUUUGGUGCUAAUGUGCGUCGGGCACUUUGAUUACGAGGUAGCAGAGAUUACCUUCAAUUUGUGGUAUCGCCUGAGUGAGGAUCUCUUUCAAAGUUAUAAUGAUAAGUUAACAUCACAUUUUAAGCCACACAUUGAACGGUUAUUGGGUGCGCUUUACCGGCAUGCGCAAAUGGACGCGGAUCAUGAUGGUCUCAUCGAUGAACACGAUAGUUUUAAUGACUUUCGACGCAAAGUUUCAGAUUUAAUCAAAGAUGUCGCUUUCAUUGUGGGUUCGGGUGCGUGCUUUAAACAAAUGUUCCUUAUAUUACAAGCGCCCAAUACAACAUGGGAAUCGACAGAAUCCGCUUUAUUUAUUAUGCAAAAUGUUGCCAAAAACAUUAUACCUGAUGAGAACGAAGUUAUACCCAAAGUCGUAGAGGCCAUACUCAAUCUGCCCGACAAUACUCAUAUGGCUGUACGUUACACCUCAAUAAUGCUGCUUGGCGAGCUCUGCGACUGGAUUGAAAAUCAUGCGGAAUCACUGCAGGCCGUACUCAAUUUUCUGCUCUACUCACUGCAACAGAAGAAUGGCCUCGCGGCGGCCGCAGCGAUAGCGCUCACAUCCAUUUGUGCAGCGUGCCGACAGAAAAUGGUGUGCCACAUUAAUGGCUUGGUCGAGAUUGCACGUAGUCUGGAUAGUUUUGAAAUCAAUAAUGAUUUAGCCAUUGGCCUACUCAAAGGCAUUUCAUUAAUACUAUCGCGUCUGCAACGCACACAACUGGAGUCCUCAAUGCGCGAGAUUAUUUCAUUUCAAUUGCAACCAUUAGCCGUCAUGGUGGAGAGCACAACUGCCACAUUGGCAAGCGUACAAAAGGGUGAACGCACCGAUCCCGCUUACUGGAUUGAUCGCGCUUGUGCCGUUAUACGGCACACGAAUCCAGACAUUGCCGAUGGUGAACUGCAUCCCACGGUGCAGAUACUCACCGAUGCAUGGCCAUUGUUAUCGCAAGUUAUGGUGAAAUAUCAAACCGAUGUACGCAUUAUGGAGCGUACAUGCCGACUCAUACGCUAUGGUGUACGUAUGGUACGCAAACAGGCAUCGGUUUUGGUGGAGCCACUGGUCAAGCAAAUGAUUUGCAUAUAUGCAUUACAUCAUCACAGUUGCUUUUUGUACCUCGGCUCGGUGCUAGUCGACGAAUUCGCCAAGGCGGGUGAAUGUAUACCAGGUCUCCUAGAAAUGCUGAAAGCCUUUAUCGAACCCACCUUUAGUAUGUUACGCGUGGAGAAUGGUCUAAAAAAUAAUCCCGACACGGUUGAUGACUUUUUCCGACUCUGUUCGCGCUUCAUCGAAUGCUGUCCGGUACCAUUUCUGCAGAGCACACUCGUCACACCGAUUUUCCAAUGCGCUCUACUGGCCUGCACACUCGACCAUCGGGAGGCCAACUCAUCUGUGAUGAAAUUCUUUUGCAAUCUCUUGAAAUGGGGACGAAACUCCAAUCAACGUCAUCCCGAAUGUCGUCCGUUGGUAAAAGAGAUCGCCGAGCAAAAUGGCGCGGCGCUAAUUAUAAAUCUAAUACACGCGUCGGUGUAUUGUUUGCACUCGUACAUGUUGUCCGAUGUCGCCGAUGUGAUAUUCGAAUUGAAAUUGGUUGAGACGCAGGAGCACAUGCAGUCGUACAUUAAGACAGCGUUAGAUGCUUUACCAAAGCGCAAUAGUGGUGGCUAUGUGACGGCAACGCAGCAGCAAUUGGACGAGUUCACUGCCGCUUUGUUGAGCAGCGCCAGCACGCCGAAGACAAUAACUGUAGCGCUGAAGAACUUCACACGCUUGUACCGCUGAAUUUGGCGUGGCGCACAACCCACACACACCACAGCUUAAAUUCAAAGCAUAUAAUACAAUAUACUCUAACUACAUAGAAAUAUAUAUAUAUAGAUCAGCAAAUAUAAUGUAUUUAUAUAUGUAUGUAUAUUUUUUGCAUUGCAUACUUCAAUGUAUUUAACGAAAUUUUUAGAAUUUGUUAAACUCCCAACAUUUGUAAAUGUUAAGGAUUCCAUUGCGGGAAUUUUUGGUAAAGUCAAUUUUAGACGACUGACCAUACAACAACAAGCUGUAGUAUGUAUGUAUGUAAUAUCUUAUAUUUAAUUAGUUCAUUUAACUAACAAUGGAUUUUAUUUUAUAAAAUCACUCCCAAUAUAUAUGUACAAAGCAAUUGUAAUUCAAUGUAAUCAAGUUGAAUAAUACUACAUUAAACACGCAAAAGCAAGAAAAACGAAAAAAAAAAUUAAUAAUAUACAUACAUACAUAUAUAGUAUAUGGUAUAUUUAUGUUUUGCAUAGCAAAUUGGAAAUGCAAAAAACCGUUUAAUUAGUACGGUUUAUAAUAUAGAUUUGAGUGAAAAAAUAAAAAUAAAUAAUAAUAAUGUUAGCGUGUGUUUAUAGUGAACAGCAGGUUUAGCAAGUAAUGGCGUAUAGUUUAUAUUUUAGUAGAAUGCAAAAUCAAAAACAAAAAACCUAUAUUUCAACAAUUGUACGAAUUAUAAUAAUUUCAAAUGUAGUCAUUCAAAUUAAUGCAUUGAAAUUUUGUGUUCAAUAAAAAAUGACCGAACAGGA
Zeugodacus cucurbitae (melon fly) is the source of this 3828-nucleotide messenger RNA. RefSeq names its product transportin-3 (gene Tnpo-SR). The coding region runs from base 251 to 3058 and encodes 935 amino acids. Gene Ontology annotation, molecular function: small GTPase binding. NCBI's taxonomy places the organism in Eukaryota, Metazoa, Arthropoda, Insecta, Diptera, Tephritidae. The transcript is spliced from 6 exons. Gene Ontology annotation, cellular component: cytoplasm; nuclear membrane. Gene Ontology annotation, biological process: protein import into nucleus. The record is from RefSeq and is a predicted model, not a curated record.